This is a messenger RNA of Plasmodium vinckei vinckei, 1155 nucleotides long. Its product is annotated as ataxin-3, putative. Gene Ontology annotation, molecular function: protein binding; cysteine-type deubiquitinase activity. Lineage: Eukaryota; Apicomplexa; Aconoidasida; Haemosporida; Plasmodiidae. The coding region runs from base 1 to 1155 and encodes 384 amino acids. The transcript has 6 exons. The record is from RefSeq and is a predicted model, not a curated record. Gene Ontology annotation, biological process: protein deubiquitination. Gene Ontology annotation, cellular component: nucleus.
AUGAGCAAAAAAUAUGUAUAUUGGGAAAAGCAGGGUAAUGAUCGCAUGUGUGGUCUUCACUGCAUAAAUACUAUCCUUCAGGGCCCUUAUUAUAGUGAAGAUGUUCUAGCACAAAUAGGAAAAGAAAUUGAUGAAAAAGAGAAAGAAUUUUUAAAAAUGCCUUCUAACGAAUUAAUAAGAACAAAUUCAUCAAAUGUUUUGGAUGACGGUUUUAUAAAUAUUUCUGUACUCAUUGAAAGUUUAAGACGAAAAAAUAUAUUAUUAAAAAAUGCUUUUGAAGAAGAUUUAACAAAAAUAAUAUCAAGUGGUCAUCAAGAUAUUGGUUAUAUAUGUAAUUUAGAACAACAUUGGUUUAGUGUUCGUAAAAUUCAUAAUACUUGGUAUGUAUUAGAUAGUUUAAAAAGUGCGCCAUUAUUUAUUAAAGAUAUAAAUUUAAAAUAUUAUUUUAAUGACAUUUUUAAAAAAUAUCAUAUAUUUUCUGUACAAAAUAUGAACCCAUAUAUUUCUUUACCAAAACCUGAUAUAAAUUUUGAACCUAAAAAUCCAAAUCAAUUUUAUAUACCAACUAAUCAUAUUUCUGAAAUUUCAUCUGCGUCUAAUGGUUUUAUAUUAGAAGAUAAAUAUAGUAUGAACAAGUCAGAAAAUAGUAGUCUCUUUUCAAAUUUUAAUAAGCCUCAAAAUUUUCAAUGGCCAAAAAAUGGGGGAAGAAAAUUAAACGAUGAUAUAAAUAAUAUUAGCUCAAAUAAUAUGGAUGAUGAUGUUGACGAUGAAUUUAAAAUUGCUUUGAGGUUAUCAAUGGAAGAAUAUAUUAAGAAUUUGCCACCUCCACCAAGCGAAGAAUUAAUUAAUGAAGAUUUUAUAAAUGUUAUGAUCAAAUUGCCAAACAAAAAAAUCCAAAGAAAAUUUGGCGUAUCGAAAACUUUAGCGGACAUUUUUUAUUGGAUAGAAUAUGAAUCAGUAAACAGCCAGCAGAUAGAUUCAUCACUAGUUUUUAAAAACUGUUAUUUUCUUUAUCAAUUAUUCCCAAGGAGAAAGUUUUGCAAGUAUCAAAACGGAUCUAUCGAAUUACAAGUUGGUGACAAGGUUGAAUUGGUUCAUGAUAAAAGUUUGAAAGAUAUGAAAUUCGAAAAAGAGGAAACGUUUAUGAUGCAAUAA